Messenger RNA from Heterotrigona itama, 668 nucleotides. Lineage: Eukaryota; Metazoa; Arthropoda; Insecta; Hymenoptera; Apidae. The record is from the annotation of a GenBank genome assembly.
AUGUACAAUAACGUAUAUAUUAAAUCAUAGUUACAAGUUCAAUAGUUAUAAUAAAAUUAUAGUAAAAUAUUGUAUAAUUGAAUUUCAUAUACUGAACCGUAUAAUAUUAGAAAUAUACAUAUAGUUUAAAUGAUUUUAAUACAUAUCUUUUGUAAAGGAGAUUUAUAAAAGAUUUCAAUUACAAUGACAAUAUUGAUCAAAAUUCAUAAGAUAUAAGUUACAUUACAUUAAAUGUUUUGGUUAAACAUCUCUCUAGUUCUUUUACUAUGUUCUUAGUAUAAUUUCACAUACCUAAAGAAUUAAAUUACUAGUUAAAUAUGUAUGUUUUAUACAUGACUAAAUCAAAUUACAUAGAUAUAAAUCGAGCGUGUUUGAAGAUAAACGAUAAAGAAAUUUUUUUAGACUUUUCAGAAAAAAAGUUUUAUAGUGAACGUCUAAUGCAUUAGAUCAGAAGAAAAGCACAGAUAACAUCGUUUAUAAACUACGAGGGCUUGAUUGCUGGCGCUCUGCUUCGUUUGAUCGGCACGAUUCUUUCACCGAGUGCUGGCAGGGCAAGUUUUGGAGCAGUGAUCGUGAGAAUGCAAUCAGACGACAAACUUGUUUUAACGUGUUCCAUGUCAUAUCCCUGUGGUAACAUGUAUCUGCGCACGAAGUGCCUCGAUACGUAG